AUGUUUCAGUCCCUACACGCCUCCUCGACAGGCGGCGCUCCUGGCCAAGCCGCCCUGACCCCGAGUAGCCGCCACAAGAGGCCCAGGUCCCCCAUCGAUCCGCUCACUUCCGACGACAUCUUUGAAACUGCCAAGGGCCCGAGGAGAUUCCUCCUUGCGCUCAAGCCCAGCCAGCUAAUCUUCAUCGAAUCUUGCAAUGAAGGCGCACGCGGCCAAGGUGGCAUGUCUCCCCGGCGGAACUUCCGAUCAAGUCCGCUUCCAGCUGGGGCAAGCCACCCUUCGCGUCUCCGACCCGACGCCAACCCCACGCCGAGAGUGUCGGGGGCCACCGCGGGUUCCACCAGCCAUCGAAAGCCCACAAUGUCUCAGCUCAUUGCGGGCAUCGCCGAAUGCGCGGACCGCAUUGCAGAGAACACAGAGGUGUUGGCCGGUGCGGAGAAGCGGGCGGCCAACAGCCUAGAGGUCAUUUCCGAGUGCCAAAACACGCUGGCCGAUUGCCUCGAGACUAUUUCCGAGCAGAACAAGGGCAUCGCGGAUAUGCAGAAGGUGAUGCGGGAGUCUUUGGCGAGGAUCACGGGCUUUCAGGCGGGUAUUUUUCGGGCGUUGGAGCGUGUGAGUAUCUGCGUGGACCAUGUGCUUGCUCGGGAGGAGGGAGAAGAGGAGGAGGAGGAGGAGGGCGAAGAGGCCGUCACCAAAGCCACUCCCAACGCUGCCGCCACCAGCCCCUCCCAUCCACUCGCCGCCCAGUAUGUCGUGCGCCAACACCUUCCCCAGACCCAGUCCGUCCUCCGAGAACCAGCUACCGGCGACCGCCUGCGCGACCGUGGGCGUCGAAAGCCCAGCCUCCGUGCCAAAGGCGACGCCUCCCGUCCAACCCCCACGCCCACGCCGACGCUGACGCCCAAGGGACGGAAGCGCGCGAGGACAUCGGUCUCCGACGGCUCGGAAGAUGAGCUGGACGAUAUGACGCCCGCGGCUCGAUCUGGGACUCGAUGCGCCAAGUGCGCCGCUGCGAAACGCGCUUGCGUCGAUAUCCCCGUCGACGCACAAUCGGUGGUUUCCGCGUUUUGCGAAGCCUACGUCACCUUUGACGUGGACAAGUCCAUGUUAAACCGUGAGCCGAAGAAGCGAAGCGAUCGUGCCGCGGCAGCGCAACCCACAACCGCCACGUACAUAGCCGCUCCGGCGCAGCACCGCCCCGCCCCUCCGCCGCUGGGGACGCCCAAGACGGAAGAUUUGCUUCAAGCCAUCGUUGACAUGCAGCAGCGCGUCAUCGACACCAACGAACGCCUCAUCAGGACAGAGGAACGUCUCAAUACCACGCACGAAGCGCUCCUCGAGACGCAGGAGAGCCUUCUCCUUGUCCUGCGGGAGAUACGCGAGGCCCGGCGGUCGGGAACGCGCAACAUCAUUCUUCAGUGCCGCAUUCCUACUUUUGAGGAGGAGGAGUAA
Messenger RNA from Parascedosporium putredinis, 1452 nucleotides. The record is from the annotation of a GenBank genome assembly. Lineage: Eukaryota; Fungi; Ascomycota; Sordariomycetes; Microascales; Microascaceae.